AUGGCGAUGACGAUGACUGGCCGUGUGCUGCUGGUGUGUGCCCUCUGCGUGCUGUGGUGCGGUGCCGGCGGUGUUUAUGCGAGGGACGUUGACACCAACGCACUGGGUGGCUGCAUGGCGUUGGGAGUGUUGGGUGAGAAUGGAUCCCACAUGCCUGACGGAUGUAAUAAAACUGCGAUUACGGUGCCCUUGCGGUCAGUGCUGCCCAUUACUGCCGUCGAAGCCUCGGAUGGAAAAGGCGCUUCUGUUGAAACAAAGAACAGGUCGAAUUCAAGUGAGAAUUCCGACGCUGGUGCUUCUACUGGAUCUGCUGGACCUGGCGGUGGACCUGGUCGUGAUGGUGGUGCUGGAGGUUCUGCUGCUUCUUCUGGUGCUUCUGGUUCUGUUGCUCCUUCUGGUGGUGCUUCUUCUGGUGCUGUUGUUCCUGGUGGUGGAGAUUCUGGUGCUUCUGGUGCUGUUCCAGGGGCUCCUGGUGUUCCUGGUUCUGGUGGCGGCGGUGGAGGCAGUGGAACUUCUGCUGUCGGUCAUGGAACCGGCAGCGUUUCUUCUGCUUCUGUUCCAGGGGCUCCUGGUGGUGGUUCUGUUGCUGGUGAAGUAGACGGUUCUGGUGGUACUCCUGCUUCUUCUGCUCCUGCUGCUCCUCCUUCCGCUCCUGGUCCUUCUGGUGGUCCUUCCGCCCCUGCUGAUGCUACUGGUGUUGACCCUUCAGCUCGCAGCAGUGAUGGUGAAGCGGGGUCCUCAGGCACUAAUCCAUCUAACACAACAGGGGACUCUUCAACAGGAAAUCAGACGCCUGCUGCAGCAGCGGCUCACAACUCCUCGCCUCCCGAAGGACUGGCAGGGACGACAUCCGGCACUGGACACACACGAAAAGAAGAAGAAGAGGAAGAGGAAGAAAAUGAAAAGCAGCAGCAGAGUGGUGAAGCACAAGUCCAACAACAACGGCAUGAACACCCCGCGGAAAGUGGCGAAGAAUCCGCGAAAGAUAAAAACGCCCUUCGUACAAAUGCCACCGCAAAUACAGGCGACAGUGACAGCAGCACCGCGGUCUCCCACGCCACCUCCCCUCUUUUGCCUCUUCUUCUUGUUGUUGCGUGUGCGGCUGCUGCGGUGGUGGCCGCGUGA
Molecule: messenger RNA, 1125 nt
Organism: Trypanosoma cruzi
Lineage: Eukaryota; Euglenozoa; Kinetoplastea; Trypanosomatida; Trypanosomatidae
Product: mucin-associated surface protein (MASP), putative
Exons: 1
Coding region: 1-1125 (374 amino acids)
Source: RefSeq, a predicted model, not a curated record